AUGGCUACUGCAUCUGCAUCCAUGUUGUGCAUAGUUAUUGUUAUCUGUAGCCUGCUGUCUACUCCAUCAACUGCCAAUCAUGAAGUAGAUGCGCUGAUUGAUGUGAAGAAGAUGAUAUUAGAGGACCCUUCAAAUGCUCUGCAAACUUGGAAUCCCUCCUCGCCCAAUCCUUGCAAAUGGAAGUAUGUCUUCUGUGAUGCCCACGGCCAUGUCUACACCGUGCAUUUGGCACUCAAAAAUCUUUCCGGGGCUCUCUCUCCCAGGAUCGGUGAUCUUCAGAACCUAUAUCAAUUAUCUCUUGAAUUCAACAAACUCAGUGGUCGCGUUCCAACUGUCGGAAAGCUGUCUGAAUUUGGAUAUAAAAGUUUCCAGGGGAAUCCAGACUUGUGUGGUGAUGUCGUAAAAAAGGAGUGUCCAAGGAGAAGUUUAAUCCCUUAG
Molecule: messenger RNA, 438 nt
Organism: Cryptomeria japonica (Japanese cedar)
Lineage: Eukaryota; Viridiplantae; Streptophyta; Pinopsida; Cupressales; Cupressaceae
Product: LRR receptor kinase BAK1-like
Exons: 4
Coding region: 1-438 (145 amino acids)
Source: RefSeq, a predicted model, not a curated record